AUGGGACUCAUCUCCUACGCUGCCAUGUGCCUCUCGCUGGCGUUUCUUCUCCAUUCCUACGCCGCCGCGACGGCGCCAACCGGCAUGCUAGAGCGGGAGACCAAGCAGCAAAUCAUAGCGAGCAUCCCGCCGCACGGGCAGGAGAACCCCGUGCUAUUCCUGACGUCGCCGUCCGGCAAGUACGCGGCGCACUUCAUGCGCAGCCAGACCGCGCCGGGCGCGGGCGGCCUCGGCGCCGACUUCUGCUACGUGGAGAUCCUCGACACCGCGGAGCCGGGCGCCGAGGGGCGGAGCGUGUGGGAGUCGGAGUGCCUGGCGGUGAGCACCGUGAACACGUGCGCGCUCGUCUUCUCGUGGAAAGGGCUGGAGGUGUUCGACGGGAGCAACUCGGUGUGGCACACGCACGACACGGAGUCGGACGACAACAACUUCCUCAAGACCCUGCAGCUGGUGGACGAGGGUGACAUGCGCAUCCUCGACAAGGGCGGCGAGCUGGCGUGGAAGGCCAGCGACGAGCCGCGCGCCGCGCAACACUGCGGCAUGCCCGGCUCGCCUGGCUUGGCACCGGCAAUGCCGCCGUUCGCCGGUCCGAUCGGAAAGGGGAGCAGCAACUUGCCAUUCGGGCAAGAUGAAGGAGGCAUCGACGGCAACAGCUACGGUUCCGUCGGAGGAGUUGCGCAGCCCGAGCUGCCGUUGGCGCCGGGUGGCGUUGGUGGGCAGGGGCAAGAGGAGAGCGUUGGGGAGACCAUGGGCCUCGGUAGCCAGCCACUGGUGGACAAUAGCCCAUACGACAGCGGUGCACCGGAGCGUCCAUGGGCUGGAGUUGCUAAUUUGGGUCUCGGCGUUGCAAUUGCCAUUGCCAUGGGCCUGGGUCUCUGA
Messenger RNA from Triticum turgidum subsp. durum (durum wheat), 879 nucleotides. The record is from the annotation of a GenBank genome assembly. NCBI's taxonomy places the organism in Eukaryota, Viridiplantae, Streptophyta, Magnoliopsida, Poales, Poaceae.